AUGGGCGAAUCGCAUCGAUGCCCUGUCCAUCUUGCCAUGGGCGGUGGCGCAGCUGCAGAUGUCUUGUUGUGGAAAAAUUGGUUUGGGAGUGCUGCUCUGCUUGUCGGUUCCACCGCCCUUUGGUUACUAUUUGAAAGAGCCGGCUAUAAUCUCUUAUCAUUUAUUUCAAAUGUCUUAUUGUUACUUGUAGUGAUCUUGUUCUUCUGGGCCAAAUCUGCAUUACUUCUCAAUAGACCUCUGCCCCCUGUUCCUAAUCUGGACAUUUCUGAGGAAUCUGUUGUGAAAGCUGCUGAUAAGAUGCGAGUUUGGGUAAAUCGAGCAUUAUCCAUUGCACACGACAUUGCCAUUGGUGGAAACUUGGGACUCUUUGUUCAGGUCUUUUUAAGCUCGUGGGUGAUCUCCUACAUUGGAGGCUUCUUCAACUUCCUUACCCUGGCGUAUAUUGUGGUUCUUCUUAGUUUAUCACUACCUGUGUUAUUCCAGUGCCUUCAAACUAUGAUAAGAAGACCCAAUAGAUUCAGUGUAUUGUUGGGCAUCUACAUUCCAUACCAUUAG
Messenger RNA from Fraxinus pennsylvanica, 555 nucleotides. The record is from the annotation of a GenBank genome assembly. NCBI's taxonomy places the organism in Eukaryota, Viridiplantae, Streptophyta, Magnoliopsida, Lamiales, Oleaceae.